UUUCCCUGUUCAACAUGGCGCCGGGAAAGUAAGACUUUUUGCUAAUGUAACACACUUCAUCCAAAGUUGGCUCGCUCGUGCUUUUUUAGGCACGAUAAAGUUUACCAACACCCCGCGGACUCUACGGGAAAAGUUCCUCUCGGUCUUUCUGGAUCUGAUGCUGGUUUGCAGCCGCCGCCAUCAUGUUCUCCAAAAAGAAGAAAAGUCGAAUCCAGAUCUCUGACCCGUCUAACUUUGAGCACCGCGUUCACACGGACUUCGACGCCCAGGAGCAGAAGUUCGUGGGGCUGCCGCGACAAUGGCAGUCGCUCAUUGAAGACACAGCCAAAAGGCCCAAACCCUUCAUCGAUGCCACCGUCAUCACCACUGUAGAGCCCAGGAAGACGAUCGUUCGCGGCAGCAAGCUGGGCGCAGACAGCUCCUUAACGUGGCUGCUGGAUGAGUUUGACACCAUGUCUGUGACCCGGUCCAACUCACUGCGGCGAGGCAGCCCCGACCAGCCCCGGAGGGACUCCAGCUCGUCAGGCGGAGGCGGACAGGAGAACGGAGAUCCUCACCACAGACACUACUCCCACCCAGAUAGGGACCGACCCAGGCAGGAGCACCAACCCGGAGCCGACCCCCGUCACGGUCAUCGAGCAGUCCGUCCCUCGCCGAGGGAUGAGGAAAUCCAGGGCCGACCCCAGCAGCAACCUCGGGGCCAGGAGCCCAGCAAGGCCCAAAGAGAGAGGACUGGGUCAGGCCAGCCUCCCCCUCCCCCUCACAGAAACAGGGACCAUCGAGACCGGGACCAGGAGCCGGCGGUCCGCAGAGAUCAGCCCGAGGACCUCAGGCCAAAGUCCAGCUACGUCCCUCGGGAGGGCAGCCCUCAGUCUCCCAGGGACAAGAGGCCCCUCUCAGGACCCAACAUCCGAACCCCAAACCUGCCGAUAACUGAAGGGGUGAUGAAGACGGCGCAGCAGAACACCCGGCCGUUCAACACGUACCCGAGGACAGACAGCGACGGAGGACGCAGCCCCACAGGACAGGUGGUCCGACACCAUGAAUCCUCCCCUCAGAACGGACCCUCCAGCGGUUCUACCCGCGGCUCCUCCAGCUCCAAGCACCCAGCCCACCAGCAGCCCCAUCACAGCUCCCACCCCAGCCUGACCCCCGAGACCGCCCAGUACCCGCACACCCCUCACCCCAGCGUUCCCGCCCCGCGGCCCCCGGCCCCCGCCGCACCCGCGGGAUCAUCAGGGGCCCCUCCUCAGGGUCACUCCCCGCAGAGGGAGCCUCAGAGGGUCUCCCACGAGCAGUUCAGAGCGGCGCUGCAGAUGGUGGUGGAUCCCGGCGACCCGCGGACCUACCUGGACCACUACAUAAAGAUAGGCGAGGGGUCCACGGGGAUCGUCUGCAUCGCCACGGUGAAGACCACCGGGAAGCUGGUGGCUGUGAAGAAGAUGGACCUGAGAAAACAGCAGCGCAGAGAGCUUCUCUUCAACGAGGUGGUGAUCAUGCGGGACUAUCACCAUGAGAACGUGGUGGAGAUGUACAACAGUUACCUGGUGGGAGACGAACUCUGGGUCGUCAUGGAGUUCCUGGAGGGCGGAGCUCUCACUGACAUCGUGACGCACACCAGGAUGAACGAGGAGCAGAUCGCCACGGUGUGUCUGUCUGUCCUGAAGGCGCUGUCCGUCCUACACGCCAAGGGGGUGAUCCACAGGGACAUCAAGAGCGACUCCAUCCUCCUCACGCACGACGGCCGGGUGAAGCUAUCAGACUUUGGAUUCUGCGCUCAGGUGUCGAAGGAAGUGCAAAGGAGGAAAUCUCUGGUCGGGACGCCAUACUGGAUGGCGCCGGAACUCAUAUCCAGACUCCCGUAUGGACCGGAGGUGGACAUCUGGUCUCUGGGCAUCAUGGUCAUAGAGAUGGUGGACGGCGAGCCGCCGUACUUCAACGAGCCGCCGCUCAAAGCCAUGAAGAUGAUCCGAGACAACCUGCCGCCCAAACUGAAGAACCUGCACAAGGUGUCCCCCGUCCUCAAAGGCUUCCUGGACCGGAUGUUGGUGCGGGAGCCGGGUCAGAGGGCCACGGCCAACGAGCUCCUCAAACACCCCUUCCUGCAGAAGGCCGGCCCGCCGUCCUGCAUCGUCCCCCUGAUGCGUCAGAACCGGAUGAGAUGAGACGAACCGAGACACUAAAGACCUCCGGACUCUGAAGGAGCAGAAUCCUCUCGCUCAGUCGCAAAAUUUAAAAAAGAAAUAGCCGCGUGGGAGGAUUCUCUGGAUCUUACGUGAGUCACUGAACUGUGGGGAGGGUUCCCCUAAAAACGAGGCAAUAAGAUGGUGUGUGUGUGUUGUGUGUGUGAGUGUGUGUGUGUGUUUUCUAAAGGGGCAUCAGCUGGAUUUUGUGAAGGGUGGGGGGUGGGGGGUUGCACACAAUUCGGAUGAUCUGAAGGCGACGGAGAAACUUUUUCGGACAAUCUGCAGACUUUUCUUUCCACUACAGAGGUUUGUGAAUGACACAUCUGGAUCAUCCCGGCUGAGGAGUUACUACUAAAAGAGGUGACCUUUGACCUCGUCACAAUCCUACUUUUCCUUUCUGUAAACAAACAACGUGAAGAUGUAAACACUGGAGUCGUGGUAGCAGACGAGCGUCUCACCUUUUUUCUUUUUUUCUUGAUUUAAGUGCAGUGAACAUAUAGAGAUGCCAGUUUUCUGUUUUGUGUUUUUUAUAAUUUGUUUUAGUUUAGUGAGACCUUUUGACUUUUUUAAGCACUGAUGAUGAGAGAUGCGUAGAAACUGCACACUUGCUUCAUUUCAGAUCAGCACAGAAUCGACGCUAAACGUUUAAUUUAGUUUUUUGUUUUGUAUUUUUGUAAAUCUUCUGACAUUAACCACACGACUGUACACUAAAUCCAAACGAGUUAAUUCCCUGAUUUAUUACUUUACCUGCUGGUUUGCGCUGUAGUAUUUUUUAGACAUGUAGAACAUUUUUGGUUAUUAAUUUAAUUGUUUUAACGUAGAUCAUGAACUUUAAAAGCAAACCGAGCUUUUUACUAAAGUUUUUAUUUUGUGUGUUCUUUGUUGUUUUUUUGUUUUGUUUUGUUUUGUUUUUUUUAUAACCGUUCAGGAGUUGUUUUACUGUUACACUGAUGCGUUGCUCAGAUUAACGGCUCGUCAAAUUAAUGCCUCGUUUGCGGCAACACGAAACCUCCAGCUCUGGAGCUCAGUCAGCAGAAAUUAAAGCAGAUUUUCUGGUGUUCUGCUGCUGGGAUUAGGCAGAUUUAACACGCUCACGAGACAGGAAACGGGCUUAAAUUAGAGGUAGAAAUGUGCCAAUUUUUAUAUAAUGGUUCUGAAAGACGAGCCGUGAUUAGAAGACUUUAUUUUUAGGUCCAAAGUGCAAAAAAAGCUGCCGGAAACCAGUGAAUUUUAUUUGUUUUAUGGUAACGCACAGGAUGAUCUGUAUCAGCUAAAAAAUAACAUUCCUCUUUAACAUUUGAUUCCAGCGAAUGUGUUGACUCAUUUAUCGUUUUCAUUCCUCUGAAAUCUUCCAGUUCAUACUUUUUUUUUUUUUUUACCACAACAGCUUCUCACCGAACGGCUCCCAGCUCCCUCGUGGUCGCAGGCUCUUGCGACUCCAUUCCGGGUCUCGAGGAGCUGGAGUUUUCAGUUUGAAAGCAGCAGCGAGACGGGCAAAUAAAAGCCGAGUCUUUAACUUGUCUCCAUUUAGUCCACGUUAAAUCCGGAGUACUGGAGCGACUCUGGCGAAAAACAUGAGGUUGUUUAGCAAAAUAAUGUGCGCGACCAGGAAUACAGAUUUGUGCAAAAAUAAGCUUUCACUUUCAAGCAUUGGUUGCUUAAAACUCAGUUUCGUUUUUGACACUUUGCAAUUACUGCAGUUAGUGCUGUGUGAUGACGUAUCUUUGUUUACAAAACACUGUCACUAUCAGGCACACAUGAGGCCAACGGCGGUACAAGAAAAGACAGAAAAUGUGGAGCCGGGCCACAACGUCAGCUUGAUGCUAAUGCAGUUAUCUAUUUAUUGUCAUAUUAACUGUACUUGGAUAAAUGACACGAUUAACUGUGAUUAAAAAAAUGCCAAUAUUGCCCAAUCCUACUUAAAACCGAAGCUCUUUUGCAUCAAGGAUAAAAACAAAAUGAGGUCCUAAGAAAUGGUUUAGAUGUAAAUCAGUAAACCAGCUGAUGGAUUUUAGACAAAAACAAUCAACCAGACACGUCUGGAUAUUUAAUUAAUUACUAUGUAGGGAAAGUUGUGCUCUUCCAAAAAGUAUUUUUAAAUGUUUGAGUUCUUCUAAGAGUUGUAAGUUGAGUUAAGUUACAUUUAGUUGAAAGGUGAAGUCACCCCAACCUGAUGUACCUCGGUGCCGCGAAGCAAGGCAGCAGAGCCGAAACAAAACAAAACCCCUGAACCGAGUGAACUCCUGUUUUAAAACCAGCUCGUCACUUAUUUAAUGCACUUCCUUUCUGGAAACUCACGUCUGAGCGGGACGUGACCGUCUCUGUGAUUCAUGAAGAAGCUUGUUGACGGAAGAGCUGCGUCACAAAGCCAAAGAAAGUUAACUGGAUCACAAACACGUUAAAAAAAAUCUCCUUUUAUCUUUCAUUUUUGGUCAGCCCGUCUGCGACGAUCAGCCGAGUGAGAAACGACCUUUAAGCUCUUAACGUCAUCAAACAGGAAACUGUAAGUCGUAGCUGUAUUUGGUGUAGCUCAUUCACCGGACCUCGUCUUGUUUUUUUUCCCACACGCAGCCGAAGCUGCUCCCUGGAACAAUUUAUACAAGAAACAACCAAACUACAAGUUCUUGUAAAACAAAGAUUUUCUCAAAUCAGGAUUUAGUUCUUAAUCCGUGUUUGUUUGAUGGUUUCUGUGAGGUUUAAUGUUUUAUGACUACAGUUAUCCCUGCUGCAUUGGGACUUGAAAAAAAAAAUCACCUUUUUGUCAGGUAAAGUUCUAUUUCUUAAUCAUCAAACUUCUGCUUUACUUUAAUAAUUGCUGCAGAAAAUUCAAUCUAAUCCCUGAAAAGUAAAAUAUCAGAUAUUUUUUGUGCCCAGGCCUGAGCUGGCAGCCGUAAUCCUCCGCUCCUCUGAUACGUUUUCGUAUUUCCAAAACAUUUAUUUUUUAAAAUUAUUUAUUAUUUUUUCCCUGCAGAUAUCGGUCGUAGGCGUUUCUGGUUUUCUGCCUCCUUGGCAGUGAUCCAGGCUGUAAAUUUUCCUCAUCGGGUUCUGAAUCUGCGCUGUGGUCGGAUGUGGAGCGGGGCCGGUAAUGAGUCACAGAGAGCUGAGAUAUUUUCAUCUGACUUCCUGGUUCUAAUCAGAAACACGAGCAGAAUGAGAAAAUAAAAUAGGACGACGGGACGAGCGACAAUCAAUUUAAAGUUUUUUUUUUUAUCUUCAUCGCCAAACUUUUAAUUCUUUCAUCUAAAACUUGGAUUCUGAGCGUUUUGGUGACUUUCUGUUCAUUAAUGUGAAAAUCUUUUUGUCUCUUAUUUGUGCUUUUAAACCAUUUUCUACAACUUUGUGUUUUUUUUCUGUGAAUUUCUAAGUUUUAUUUUAAGUUUUUGAAGCAGCUUAACAGAUCUGAGAUGAAUUUAAAGUAAAGACUUGAUUUACGUUACUUCAGUUUGUUUUAUUUAAAUUUCUCAUCAUUUUGGUUGAAUUUCUCUGGAAACUAAAAGAAACUAAUUAUUUUAAAUCAGUAACCACUGUUCUGGUUCAGAUGUUUUUGGUACUGGUCUCUUCUGCAGGAUCUACUCUGAACAUCUGAAGUUUUAUUUAAAAAAAACUCACCUCUUGUUUUAAAACUUUAUUUUUGUUAAGCUUGUUGCAAUAUUUACGUUUUUAAACAUCCAAGCAUCGUGUUUCUGUAAAUUUUAUUGUAUUGUACAAAACAUAAACUUCACUUUUAAAGUUUUA
This is a messenger RNA of Austrofundulus limnaeus, 5921 nucleotides long. It is a transcript of the gene pak4, whose product is annotated as p21 protein (Cdc42/Rac)-activated kinase 4. Gene Ontology annotation, biological process: protein phosphorylation. The coding region runs from base 183 to 2165 and encodes 660 amino acids. The transcript is spliced from 11 exons. The record is from RefSeq and is a predicted model, not a curated record. Lineage: Eukaryota; Metazoa; Chordata; Actinopteri; Cyprinodontiformes; Rivulidae. Gene Ontology annotation, molecular function: protein serine/threonine kinase activity; ATP binding.